Molecule: messenger RNA, 1530 nt
Organism: Cataglyphis hispanica
Lineage: Eukaryota; Metazoa; Arthropoda; Insecta; Hymenoptera; Formicidae
Product: thioredoxin, mitochondrial
Exons: 2
Coding region: 267-698 (143 amino acids)
Cellular component (GO): cytoplasm
Molecular function (GO): oxidoreductase activity, acting on a sulfur group of donors, disulfide as acceptor
Source: RefSeq, a predicted model, not a curated record
CGACUUUUCAUUUGGCGCAUUACGCUUCUGAUUUUAUUAUCUAUCUCGGCGGCAAUUUCUCUCAUUGGAUAUAUCAAAUUUGGAUUGGUGGAAACUAUUAGACCAGUUAGGAUAUCCAGUUGGGUUGUUUAGACCCUUUGAUAUUUUUGCUGACAAAUAUGAUGAUCUUCAAUAUAUGCAAGAUUUAAUUUAUAAAUGUGAUAUUCAUCUGUUUAGCUAUUGAUCUUUUAUUUAUAUUAGAAGUAACGCGUUUAAAAGAAAAAACAAUGUUGUGCAGUAUAAGAAAUUGCAUACCAUCUGUGGUGAGACGUAUUUCAUUAUUUCACCAAAAUAAUAAGCGUUAUGACAUAAGCAAUAACAAUGAUUUUGUGAAUAAGGUAAUGAAUGGCACAGUGCCAGUGAUAGUCAAUUUUCACGCAGAUUGGUGUGAUCCAUGCAAAAUAUUGACACCCAAGUUGAUAGAACUUAUAGAACCUAUGGACAAGUUAGAUCUGGCUAUAAUCGACGUAGAAGAAAAUCCUGAAUUAGUGCACGUCUUUGAAGUGAAAGCUGUACCUGCAGUAAUAGCGAUUUCAAAUGGCUUAGUCGUAGAUAAAUUUAUCGGCUUAGUCAAUAAUGAGAUGAUAGAGAAUUUAAUACAAAAGCUAAUACACGAAGGACCAAUAAAUACUAUAGAUAACAAAGAUACUAAGUCUUAAUCAUGAUAGCAUUGUAAAUUAUAUAAUACACAUUUCAUGCUUCCAUUUUCUAUUGUGAAUGUAUUUAUAGAGAAAAUAUGUAAUAUUUCAAGCUAUUUCGUCCGAGACUUACGGCCUUUCUUAAUCUAAUCAUUAUCAGAUAAGCUGCAUUAUAUAACUUAAAGAUUUUAGAUAUAUAUUUAUGUUUUAAAAUAGCAUAUAUAGUGAUAAUCUUCAUUAUAUAAUAUACUAACAUGAUAUAAUAACAUGAAGCUAACACACACACACAUCAUCACACACAUAUAUAUAUAUAUAUAUAUAUAUAAAUCUGUUCAGGUUGUAUUGAAAUAUUUGUAUUCUUCUAUAUAGAAACAUACUCUAACACAGAGCAUGCUCAGCAGCCUAUAUUCUUGAAUCGACCAAAAGGAUAUUAGCAAAUAGCGGUUUGUGCUUGAAAUAUUGAAAAAAAUUCAAUAGAAUCUUGUAUUAUACAAAUCAUGAUAUCUUAAAGAGUAUUAGAACUAUUGUAGAACUUGUAAACUUGUCCAAGCACUUGUGAUAUACAUCUUUUUAGACACGACUUUUUUCAAUACAUUAUUGAAAUAAUUUUAUUCAUUCACUCAAUAUUUAUAUAUGGCAUGUAAUAAAAAACACUUUACAAGUCAAUUCAAUAACAAAUUGUGUGCGAUGAUAAUAAAUUUGCAAUGUGAUUUGAAUUGCGUUAUUAUGAAGAUAAAUAUUUGACAAAUAUUUUUUAAAUAUGCUUAUUUUAUAUGUAUAUAUACACAUAUAUCUAUAUAUUUUUUCUUAAUAGAUUAAUUCCAUUAAAAGAAAAAUAUUCUCAAUAUUUCUA